ACUGACCGUUUUAAUGAGGUGUACAGUGGUCAACAAGUGCUUUGGAACGAUUUAGUGUAAUUGUACAAAUGUUUAUUUAAUUUAAGAUUUCUGUUUUUUUUUUUAGAAAAUGAAGAUACAUUAUCUGGUUGUGAUAUCAGCGUGUUUUCUAUCCAUCAGCAGCAGCUGCAAUGUUGCCUCAUUCGGCUACAGUUCAUCUUACUAUGAUGACUACAACACUGGACCCCAGGUUGGCUUUGGCUUCAGCCCCGGAUUUUUCGGAUACACAGGGGGAUUCGGACUAGGCAGCCUGGGUUUGCUCUUGGCAAUGUUGAUGAGUCGUAACCACCACCCAUCCCCGAGAGUCGUGCACCACCAUCAUCACCACUACUACAAGGAGAAACCUGGGGGAGGUUUUGAUUACCAAUACAAAAAUGGGGGUCCAAAGGAGGGUCAAAGUUCCUACGGCCAAGAGGGUCAAAAGUGGGGUCAAAGCUCCUACGGCCAUGAGGGUCCAAAGUGGGGUCAAAGUUCGUACGGCCCCGGUGGCCCUACAGAUCCUGGAGCAAGAGGACCAAAAUCUGAUGGACCAUUUUCUAAUUUCUUUAAGAAUAUGUUCCAUCGAAGAUAGAUAGCUAGAAAUAAGAAGAAAUUAUGAUCAAACAUCAAAUAAACUCUUUGAACUAGGUACAGAGUCAAAUUAUUCAUCAAAGUCAGAGUCUUAAGUGCAUUUAUAUGCUGGUGACUGGUGAGUCGGUUGCUCAGCAAGUAGCG
Macrosteles quadrilineatus (aster leafhopper) is the source of this 753-nucleotide messenger RNA. RefSeq lists its product as uncharacterized. The record is from RefSeq and is a predicted model, not a curated record. The transcript is spliced from 2 exons. The coding region runs from base 110 to 610 and encodes 166 amino acids. Lineage: Eukaryota; Metazoa; Arthropoda; Insecta; Hemiptera; Cicadellidae.